CGGCUGUCAGGAGGACUCCUCGCUCCUCCCCCGCCCCCUUCCUGAUCGGUGGCUGAAGAGAUGGCGAGCGGCGGCGGCGGCGGCGGCAGCUCGGAUGUCCCGGCGGCAGAGGCAGGGGAGCCGGUGCCGGUGCCCGGUGCCUGCGCGGCCGGAGGCGAGGAGGAAGAGGAGGAGGAGCAGGAGGUCUUGGCUCUGGCCGUCCACCUGAGACGGCGCCUGAGGGGCUGGGAGGCGACGGUGGCCGCCGUGCAGCGGCUGCUGGUCUGGGAGAGGCCGCCGCAGAGCCUGGCCGGGGCCGCCGCGCUCGGAGCUGCUCUGUGGCUGUUUUCCUCCACUUCGUUGCGUCCUCUAUUCCUCCUCAGCAUGGGCCUUAUUGGUGUUCUCCUGUUGGAGAGAUGGAAGCCUCAAUUCCUGUUGGAUUUCUCAGUGCAGCCAUUAGAGGAACCUGGAGGAGACAGUGACAGUGAGAUGGCAAGAGCACAGCCUCACCUGUUAAGUGUCCCAGAACUCUGUCGUUUCCUGGCAGAGAGCUGGAUUACCUUCAGAUUGUACCUUCAGGAGCUGCUGCAAUACAAGAGGCAAAACCCUGCUAAGUUUUGUGCCAGAGUCUGCUCAGGAUGCUUGAUCUUAGCAAUAGUAGGACACUAUGUUCCUGGAAUCAUGAUUUCCUACAUUGUCUUGCUCAGUAUCUUGCUGUGGCCUCUGGUGGUGUACCAUGAACUUAUCCAGAGGAUGUACACACGCUUGGAGCCCAUUCUGAUGAAACUGGACUACAGCAUGAAGGUGGAGACCUUGCAUCUUAAACAUGAAAAGAAAAAGCGUCAAGGAAAGAGUGAGCCCGAAGCUGGCAAUGAGCCGAUGGCAGAGACUGAAAGUGAGAGUGAGGCGGAACUGUCUGGGUAUUCUCCAGUGGUGGAUGUGAAGAAGACAGCUCUGGCGUUGUCAAUUACAGACUCUGAGCUCUCUGAUGAGGAGGCCUCUAUCCUGGAGAGUGGAGGCUUCACCGUCUCCAGAGCUACCACACCACAGCUGACCGACGUGUCUGAAGAUCUGGACCAGCAGAGCCUUCCCAGUGAGCCAGAAGAGUCCUUCUCCAAGGACUUGGCAGAGUUUCCUUCUGUGGAAGAGUUUCAUUCCAGAGACUUGGGACCACCCAGUGAGGAUGACAACUUUGCAGUGCCUGCCCACACUGCCCACCAACUGGACUCUGCUGAGAAAGACGGUGUGGCGGCAGCAGCCAUGAGUUCAGACACAUCCAUCCUGUGCCUGGCCUCACCCCUGCACUUUGUAAAUACGCACUUCAACGGGAACGGGCAGGCAGUGGCAGGAGGAGCCCUGGAGCCCCAGCCUGUCACUGCCCAAGGCCUGGGGCUGCACAUCGAUUCACUGAGCCAAGAGAUUGUCACCACCGCUAUCAGUACAGUAGUGCAGAACACUCUGUCAGCCCUGCUCCGCUCCUCUGAGGACGAGGGGCCUUCUCUCUCUGAGUUCCUGCCCACUGAGCCCGAGGAGAGACUGAGCUUCCAGGCCCAGCUGUCUGAGAGUGCAGAGGUGGGGGCGGCCUCUCUGCCUGGGGGGGAGGAGGAGGAGGAAGCUGAUGAUUUCGAGCUGCUUGAUCAGAGGGAGCUGGAGCAGAUGGAUGCGGAGCUUGGCCUUUCUGGAGAGACAGAGGCUCCAGCGACACCGGCUCUCCCUCCUGAAGAAGAAUCCUUGCCCACCUCCUAGGUCUCACUGCUCCCCUGUAUUUCUGCAGCUGCAAGGGAAGGACAAGUGAAUACACAGCAGAGUUUGGUCUGUGCUGACUGGGGACGGCAAAACAUCCACAUUCAGUGUGUUAUGUCUGGAAUAGUGAGUCCUCUUCCUAGUGUUGGCCUUCCCGGCAGGGUGUUGCGUCUUGCCCACGCUUCCUAGUGGUGAUGCAGUCUUUUUGGUCUGCUGCUGCAAUUUGUCUGUCUUUGUCUAUUUGUUUUGUUUUUUUGCACGCCGCAUCCUCAGCUAGUUAUCCCCGCUGCUCGCACCCACUGUUCAUGCCCACACACACCCCAGUAGGAAGGAAAGCGGUUUUAUUGGAUGGAGGGGGUGCCAGAGGGUCUACAUUGUAAAUAUUUUUAUGAAAACAUUGGUUUGUUUAGUUGGGAAGAGGGAGAAGAGAUUGGUGGUAUGGAGAAAAUGGGUUGAGGUGUGUUUUCCCCCUUGAGUUAGAAAUUUGGGGGUGGAUGGGAAGUAGGGCUUCAAAUGAGACAUCAUGUGGAGUAUAUUUGCUGUCAGGACAAGAUGAGGGGGCAAAAUUGAGCUUUGCUGCCCACCUUGUACAAGAAUAGCAGCUGCUUUUGCACUUCCGAGCACUUACUUUCACCCUACAACCCAAUUUCCUUUAUUCAGUUGUGUGAAUAUGACACCUGAUUUGGGCUCCAGGAAGUGGAUAGUCUGGUCCUGUAGGUUCUCAACUCCAAUGCCAGGCUCCCUGCAGGCUCUUUAAUCCACUUGGGAAAACACAAAGCAAUUUGCAGUGACUUGAAAGCUUCCUCUUCCACUUCUGCUGCUGCACUUUAAAAACAAAAUCCCCUUAGAUCUACUUGUUGUCACCUUUCUCUAAGGCCUGGCCGAGCCAGUUCUGCCCUAUGAUGCACCCUGGCCAGAGCACAAUCUUCUGCUGCACUCAGCCUUGCCAGGGAAAAGAGCAGGGCAGCUUGAAAAGGAACAAUGCAUGUGGGACAUUGGGAAGAACGUUCUCCAACUGAAAGAAGCCCUCUAGGCUUAUCUCCACUCCACUCCCACUCUCAAAUCACUUUUGAAACCUCAGGGGAUUCACUCUUUAUAGUCUUUUGCUAAUUGGAGUAGUGUGCCCAUUUACGUUCUCAGGAGAAAGAAGGAACUAAAUGGGAGUGGCGGAUUUUGGUUUUUUUUUCUCCAAAGGUGGUUACUGCCCCUGAUAUCUAUUGCUGCUUGCACAGGUUUGCAGAAUAUUAAUUCUAGGAUCUGGUGGCUGAGUCUUUCAAAUAUUGAUUUUAAGUUGUAAUGAUAAAGUGGUUUUUUUAUUGUAUGGAAACAGAGAUGCCCCCUAUUGGGUGUGUAUCUUUGUUAAGAGGCAGCAGUCUGUAUUCAGUAAUCGCGUUCUCGACUGAGUGGAUACUGCUUGCUCCCAGUAAUGGAUCUCAUUUUUUGCCUGUUUUCCAACGAUUGCUGGAGAAGCCAGGUGGGUUGGGGAGUGUCAUGAAUUGGCCAUUUUCUUACUGUUGAAAAUUUUCAAGCUGGGCACUUCUGGGCAAUUCCUGAUGCUUUCACAUUCUCACAAGUGACUGUAGCUUUGCAGAUGCAGGCUCUGAAGCUGUGAUAGCUUGUCCUGCAGGCCUCAACAUUUUAAACUGCACUUCUGAGAGUUUCUGACCAAGGUGAAGGUGCUGCCUCUCAGUGGGAGAGGCCACCAAUCAAUUCCAAGCACAUUUGCAAGACCCCAGUUCUUGCCUUUUGCACCCUUCAAGUUUCAUUGCUUGCCGAGUCAGUCACUGGCCCACUCUUUGUAUUGAGGAUGGCUGCCUGUCUCAGGUUCCUUCAGUCAUGGGGCGAUGAUUUUCUUAAAAUGCAAAAUGAUCUUGUUCUCCAGAGUUGGUUUCCUUUCUGACCUGUGUUGCUUGCCCCAGCCCAGCCCAGCCUGAGUCAAAUGUUGUGGGGUGGAUGUCUGUUAAAACAGCUUCCUCCUAAUGUCUGCACUUUGGAAAUGGGCAGCCACAUGGCACUGAGUGUGGAGCUUGCUCGCCUUUGUGUUGUGUCCUGAGCACAAAUUUUGCUAUCCCUACCACCAGCCAGAAGCCCUAGCUUUCCCAUUCUGGUGCAGGAGGCAUGUUAUAUGUUUGUGUUUUUCUCUGAAGCUCUAAGCUGUCUUCCUCUUCUUUGGUGGCAACAGCGCCAUACUGCUCCAUGAUAGGGGCCUUCUGAGGAAGGGCUGGGAGGUUGCUAUGUCACCCAGGAAAGGCAGAGGGCUUUGAACUGUGUAGCGGUGUUUAUUCUAUGGCUAAAUAUUUAAAACAAACUGUAGUAUUUUUAAUAAAAAAGGUUCAAAGAUGUGAA
This is a messenger RNA of Zootoca vivipara (common lizard), 4068 nucleotides long. RefSeq names its product reticulophagy regulator family member 2 (gene RETREG2). The record is from RefSeq and is a predicted model, not a curated record. Gene Ontology annotation, cellular component: membrane. Lineage: Eukaryota; Metazoa; Chordata; Lepidosauria; Squamata; Lacertidae.